UGCCAGGCAGGCUGUAAUGCAGCGGUCUGUCACUGGCUCCAUAUUACCUGGCCAGGACACAAUCCCACUGUAUACCGCGUCAAAGGAGGAGAAUAAUGGCUGCCGAGGAGGACCAAGAUCUCAUACCGGAUUCUGGGGCUUUAUUUACAUUUGGAAAGAGCAAAUUUGCAGAUAACGCUCCAAGCACAUUUUUGUUAAAAAAUGAUAACCCUGCAUAUAUUGCUUGUGGAGAUGAACAUACAGCAUUGGUAACAGGAAACGGAAAACUCUAUGUCUUUGGCAGCAAUGAAUGGGGACAGCUGGGUUUAGGAUCUGUAAAUACAAUCAACAAACCAACAUGUGUCAAAGCUCUGAAAACCGAAAAAGUGGAAUUUGCUGCUUGCGGAAGACAUCACACAUUGGUAUCUACAGACCAAGGAAGGGUUUUUUCAUCUGGCGGCAACAGUGAAGGACAGCUGGGGCUUGGUGACCUAAUACAACGGACAAGCUUCCAUGAAAUCUUGUUUUUUGAUGCUCGGUACAAAAUCAAACAGCUGUCAGCCGGAUCGAAUACAUCAGCAGCUCUAACUGUUGAUGGCAAGCUUUUCAUAUGGGGUGACAACUCAGAAGGUCAGCUAGGAUUGGGUGAUCAGAGUUCCAUGUUCAUCCCUCACCAGGUGGAUAUUGUGAAGCCAGUCUCAUGGAUCUCUUGUGGCUACUACCACUCUGCCUUUGUAACAAAGAAUGGUGAGCUAUACACAUUUGGAGAACCUGAAAAUGGGAAACUUGGAUUAACAACCGAGAAGCUAAAAAAACACAAAGUACCUCAGAGAGUUUCUGGAAUUUCUGGAAAGGUGCAAAUGGUAUCAUGUGGUGGAGGACACACAGUAGCAGUGACAGAUAAGGACGUAUACACUUUCGGCCUUGGUCAGUUUGGCCAGUUGGGACAUGGCACUCAUAUUUUUGAAGCUCAGUUGCCCAAAGUAGUGGUUGAUUUAAAGACUUGUCAGAUUCGCUAUGUUGCUUGUGGGGAAAAUCACACGGCUGUGAUUACAGACAGGGGCCUUCUCUAUACGUUUGGUGAUGGACGUCAUGGCAAACUAGGAUUAGGGGAAGAGAAUUUCACCAAUCAAUUUGUGCCUAAAUUGUGCUAUAACUUUUUGAAUUAUCAAGUCCAGUCGGUGGCAUGUGGUGGUUGCCAUAUGAUCGUUUUUGCGACUCCAAGGUCUAAAGAAUCUAUAGAUGAGCUUAAGAAAAAAUAUUUAACUGUUCAUUCCAUAAAUCAGGAUUCUGAAAUGUCCUCAUUACUGCAAAGAACAUAUUCUGCACGCUUUAGACGGAGAGAGAAAGAAAUAUCACAUGAACAAAACCGUCCCCUGAGUCGUACAUUGCCACCAUUGAGUAAAAGCAAUAUUAAAUCUACCAUGCCUGUUACGAGUAAUACCAUUCCUCCAAAGCUGCUUAAAGUGAGGCAGCAACAUUCUGAAUCUUUGAAUACACGUGAACCCUAUGAAUCAGCAAUGGACUCUAUGCCAAGUAAAGAAAGACACACAAAUGAUUUGGUGAAAAGUUUCUCAGCCGCGGACAGCUCUGAUUCUGAAAGCCAGCGCCAAAGUUAUGGGGAAGCCACAGAUGUCCUGAACAUGACACAUGUAAUGAGCAUGAAUCCUGAUGACCAAAGGAUAAGUUUUACCCCGGUUCAAAAACGAAAAAAGAACGUAAAAAAUGUGGAGUUGAAAUAUGAUGGUAAGGUGGAGAAGGAACAAACAAAAGGACAUGACAUGCACCCACUUUUAUCCUUGUCAGUAGACGAUAAGUCAUUUAGUUCUGACAGGGACAGUUCCUCUUCUGAAUCAAAUGCAGGUGUGACUGUUGACCAAGCAGAGACUAUUAAAAAUUCUAUGAAGUAUAAGUUCCAGAAAGCAUCAGAAAAUGGCAAAAUAAAGUUUGUGGUUAGUCAAGGCCAGUCAAAUGCAAUACAGGCAGACAUGGAAUUAAAAGUCACGGGAAAACAUAAGUCCAAAAGAGUUAAAACACAAAAGAUUACAUCUCGUGCAUAUUCUGCUACAGCUAGUGAGUCAGAUAGCCCUACAGCCAGUCAGAAUGCUAGGCAUAAUAAAGUCCCACAACAAAUCUGUGUCAAAAGUCAUGAAGGUAGCAAUCUAGAAAAAGAGAUGAAUAUAAAUUUCAAGCCGAGGUUUGUUAGUGAGGAUACAAGUACUUUAUCAUCAAGCAGUGACUCUGGGAAUCUAAAACGACAAUCUAGAAAGAAAAUGAUAUAUGGAACAUGUAUUUAUAGCAAGCAGAAUCAUUCAAUCAGUGAACAAGAACAAUCCUCAAGUCAGGAGAAAAAAUCAGAAUGUGCAGGAAAUUCUACUAUUAUAAAAGUAAAGUCUCAGAGUGCCAGUGAUGACGAAACCUCAGGAAGCAUGGAAGAGUCCUCUGAAGAAGAAACAAGAUCCAGGAAAUAUAAGAAACUUGGGAAGGGGAAACAAAAUGAAACUGAUAGUACAAGUAAAUAUCAUUAUAAACAAGAUAUUGUGGUAGAAAAAGUAAAUGAGAAAGUGAACCGUAAAUGUAAAACGGAAACUAGAGAAAGAUCUGUUCAAAAUAAUGCAUGGGAAGAAGCUGGUGAGGAGGCGACAAGUGAACAAGGAAAGAGUAAGGAAGAGGAACAAGAAGGAGAAGAAGAAAAGGAGAGGGAAGAAGAUGCGGAGGAGCAACAUGAUGAAGAGGAGGAAGAGGGUGAGGAAGAAGGGGAAGAAGGGGAGGAGGAGGAAGAGGGUGAGGAGGAGGAGGAAGAAGGGGAAGGGGCGCAGGAGGAAGAGGGGGAGGAAGAAGGGGGGGAGGAGGAAGAAGGGGGGGAGGAGGAGGAAGAGGGGGAGGAGGAGGAAGAGGGGGAGGAAGAAGGGGAGGAGGAGGAAGAGGGUGAGGAAGAGGAAGGGGAGGAGGAAGAAGGGGAGGAGGAGGAAGAGGAAGGGGAGGAGGAAGAGGGGGAGGAAGAGGAAGGGGAGGAGGAAGAGGGUGAGGAAGAGGAAGGGGAGGAGGAAGAGGGUGAGGAAGAGGAAGGGGAGGAGGAAGAGGGUGAGGAAGAGGAAGGGGAAGGGGAGGAGGAGGAAGGGGAAGGGGAGGAGGAGGAAGAGGAAGGGGGGGAGGAGGAGGAAGAGGGUGAGGAAGAGGAAGGGGAGGAGGAGGAAGAGGGUGAGGAAGAAGGGGAGGAGGAGGAAGAGGGUGAGGAAGAAGGGGAGGAGGAGGAAGAGGGGGAGGAGGAGGAAGAGGGUGAGGAAGAAGGGGAGGAGGAGGAAGAGGGUGAGGAAGAAGGGGAGGAGGAGGAGGGUGAGGAAGAAGGGGAGGAGGAGGAGGGUGAGGAAGAAGGGGAGGAGGAGGAGGGUGAGGAAGAAGGGGAGGGGGAGGAGGAGGGUGAGGAAGAAGGGGAGGGGGAGGAGGAGGGUGAGGAAGAAGGGGAGGAGGGUGAGGAAGAAGGGGAGGAGGGUGAGGAAGAAGGGGAGGAGGAGGAAGAAGGGGAGGAGGAGGAGGAAGAGGGUGAAGAAGAAGGGGAGGAGGAGGGCGAGGAAGAGGAGGGGGAAGAAGAUAAAGAUAAGAGAGAAGUAAAACGAACAGAGAAGCGAUUACAAAAGAGAAAAGAAGAGAAGCAAAACAAAGAGAAUAAGAAAAAGUCUACAUCAAAGAACUCCUCAAAAGAAAAGUCACACCCAAUUAAAAAUAUGAACAAACCUGAGAUAUGCGAAACGAAAAGUUUGAACAAUGAAGAAUCCGAUGAGUUAAAAAAAAAUAAAGAAUUGGAUAAUACAGUUGAAUUUUGGGAAUAUAUAUUGCCACAAUAUUUGAAUUUGAAGUAA
Pelobates fuscus (common spadefoot toad) is the source of this 3839-nucleotide messenger RNA. It is a transcript of the gene RPGR, whose product is annotated as retinitis pigmentosa GTPase regulator. The transcript is spliced from 14 exons. Lineage: Eukaryota; Metazoa; Chordata; Amphibia; Anura; Pelobatidae. The coding region runs from base 96 to 3839 and encodes 1247 amino acids. The record is from RefSeq and is a predicted model, not a curated record.